AUGCCAAUAUCCAUGAUUGUCAUGCAAUCAGAAAAUGAAACGAAUAAACAAGCAUCACGAUCUGCAUCACCAGUUCCAUCUGCAGUCAUAGCUACGAAUGAAUCAAGUUUAUAUGAUAACUAUAGUACGAGUUUACCUAAAAUAUCAUCAACUGAAUCAUCUUCAACUGAUAAUAAGAAGCCACUCAUACAACAAAAGUCAUUCCCUCACUUACCAGCAAUGGCUAAAAAGAAAAAUAACAGUAAAGGAAAAUUAAAUCAUCAUCAAGAAGAGAAUACACAUUUUUCAAUACCCGCCACUACUACUACUACUAUUCAAUUUGCUAACGAAAAGAGAAAUCAAGAAUUUCACAACUUAUUUGCAAGUGUUCCCAAUGAUGAAAAAUUAAUUAAUAUCUAUGGAUGUGCACUUCAAAAAGAAAUUCUACUUCAAGGCCGACUUUUUAUUUCAAAACAUCAUAUCUGCUUUAAUUCGAAUAUUUUUGGCUGGAUCACGAAUUUGGUAAUAGCAUUUGUUGAUAUUGAACAUGUUGAAAAGAAAACUACUGCAAAAAUUAUUCCCAAUGCAAUUUCAAUCUUGACCUAUGCCUCCUCUAAAUACCUUUUUACUUCAUUUCUUUCACGUGAUCAAGCUUACGAUCAAAUGGUUGAAUGUUGGAAGGCUCUACCUGAACCAAUUGAUAUUGUAUUUGAAAAUAAAUAUGAUGAUUUAACAACAUUUUCAGAAGAUAGCGAUUCUUCUUCAAGCGACUAUAGUACAUACUCUUCUUCUUCAUCUUAUAAUAAUGAUAAGAAUUAUUGUCGUCUUCAACAACAACAAAUAUCAUUGCCUACUUUGGCUCUUAAUCGAUUGAUAGAUACUAGGAUAUCUUAUGGGCGUAGAAGGGCUAUUUCAGAAACAGGCUCACUUUCGAGUAUUGAAGGACAACAACAACAACAUGUAUAUCCUAUUAUUCAUAAUGACGAACAUUCCUCAACUCAUGAUACCUCUACUAAAACAACAAGAGUAGAUUCAACAAGUCAAGUGAAUGAAAAAACAGACUGUAAAUGUAAUAAUAAUCAGCAUUUCCCUACUGUCAUUAUGAGCAAUGUAUAUAAGGAUACUACAAUUGAAACCAUCUAUCAUGUAUUGUUUCAUAGUAAGUUUAUGGAGACAUUUUUAAGUCAAGUUGAGAAGAGUACGGAUAUUUGUCUGGGUGAAUGGGUAAAGGAAAUGACUUGCGUUUAUACACGCGAAUCCUCUUAUGUAAAACACUUGAAUUAUGCCUUGGGUCCAAAGUUUACUAAAUGUCUAUUAAAAGAAGAAAUUCAUCAUUUGGAUUUGGCCAAUUCGGUUACUCACUUAACCGUCACUCAAACUCCUGAUGUACCCUUUGGUGGUUCCUUUCAGGUGAAAACACGAACUUGUCUUUCCUGGGCUGGCUUGGGUCAAGUACGUCUGUUGGUCACUGUACUUGUUGAUUUCACAAAGACAUCAUGGCUAAAAUCAACAAUUGAAAAGGCCUCGAUUGAUGGUCAACUUUCCUUUUACAAAAAUUUGGAUAUUGAAUUGAGAAAACACUUGGAAUACCAUCAUGUUAAAGGAGUCAACCCGAUUGUUGUAAAGAAGAGAGGCAAAAGAAGAGAUCAUCGUUUCAAGAGAAACAACGAACAAACUGCGAUGAUGAUGAUGGAUCAAGAUACCCCUUCUUUUACUCUUAGGGAUGGGUCAAGUGACAUAAAUGUACCACAUUGGACUCUACUACUCUGUAUGUCCUUCAUGAUCUUAACUAACGUGUAUAUGGCAAUUAAAAUGUCUGGUAUCCAUACACAGUUGGAUUCUUUAGUAGGCCAUAAACAUACCACCAUGGACCCAUACUACCCUACUGUCGAUUCUUCUCUUACAAAGAGUCCUCUUUGGGAUCUAUUCGAGCAAAUAAACUCGAAGACUGCCUAUUCUCGAAAUAAGCAAGAUAUCACCAUUUUAGAUCAUCCUCUCGAAUUAUCAAAGCGGAAAUUAGACAAAAAAUUAGCAGAAUUAGAAAAAAUGAUUGAAAGAACAAAACAAGAUAUAAGGCAAGUAACUGAAACUGUUCUCCAGCAAAAAGAUAAAAAAAAAAACAGUAAUUGAUG
Messenger RNA from Cokeromyces recurvatus, 2111 nucleotides. RefSeq lists its product as uncharacterized. The record is from RefSeq and is a predicted model, not a curated record. The coding region runs from base 1 to 2109 and encodes 702 amino acids. Gene Ontology annotation, molecular function: sterol binding; sterol transfer activity. Gene Ontology annotation, cellular component: plasma membrane; endoplasmic reticulum-plasma membrane contact site; mitochondrion. The transcript has 7 exons. Gene Ontology annotation, biological process: intracellular sterol transport. Lineage: Eukaryota; Fungi; Mucoromycota; Mucoromycetes; Mucorales; Mucoraceae.